Molecule: messenger RNA, 3593 nt
Organism: Talpa occidentalis (Iberian mole)
Lineage: Eukaryota; Metazoa; Chordata; Mammalia; Eulipotyphla; Talpidae
Gene: ESPNL
Product: espin like
Exons: 9
Coding region: 619-3582 (987 amino acids)
Biological process (GO): actin filament bundle assembly
Cellular component (GO): cytoplasm
Molecular function (GO): actin filament binding
Source: RefSeq, a predicted model, not a curated record
GCAGCCUGGAAAAUGCACUUGGGAGGCCUCGGCCUGCAGCCCCGGAGUCGGGCCGGGAGGUGGGCUGCAGGGGCGCGUGGGGCCCUCCUCGCCCCCAGGGCCCUCCUGUCUGAAGUUGGGGCCCUGGGCUUCCCUGGGAUCAUGGCCCCCCAAGCUGCGCGAGCUGGGAACCAGCAGACCUCUCAGGACAGGCACCUCCAUCUCUGCGUACGCUCAGAGCCUCCAGCACCCCAGGACGGGCCUGGCGCGGUCUGUACCGUGAGAGGGUCUCCCGGGAGGCUUCACCACCGCCACUGCCCGGACGGGGACCAGACGCGGGGGCCCCCCCAUCCUGGCAGGAGCGCACUGGUAACCAGAAACACCCUCUCGAGAGGGAGAAUGGAUGACUCGCCCUCACCCCACCAAGGAAGGGGGUGGUCGGCCAGCCAGAGCCCACCGCUGCCCCGCACCCCUGCCCUGCAGCCGGGCAUGGCGGGAGAGGCUCAGCAGUGCUCCCCCCGCCCCCCAGCCGCCUCCCAUCUGCCGGUGCAACUUAUCAGGUAACCGGAGCCCAAGCUGCAGCCACCCCUGAAACAGGAAGCCAGGCCCUCGUGCGCCAGAGCCGCGGGUGGCCAGGGGAUGGAGGCACAGCGGGCGCUCGCUGCCGCCAAGGCCGGGGACCUGGCCACCUUGGAGCAGCUGCUGGAGGCGGGCGCCCUCGGCCCAGGCAUCACCGAUGCCCUGGGGGCCGGCCUGGUGCACCACGCUGCCCGCGCCGGCCACCUGGCCUGCGUCCGGUUCCUGGUGGAGCGGGCCCAGCUGCCCGGCGACCAGAGGGCCCACAACGGCGCCACGCCCGUGCACGACGCCGCGGCCACCGGCAGCCUGGCCGAGCUGUGCUGGCUGGUGCGUGACGGCGGCUGUGGCCUGCAGGACCAAGAUGCCUCGGGGGUCUCCCCACUGCAUCUGGCCGCCCGCUUCGGACACCCGGUGCUGGUGGAGUGUCUGCUCCGGGAGGGCCACGCGGCCACCCUGGAGACACGGGAGGGGGCCCUGCCGCUGCACCACGCUGCCGUCAGCGGGGACCUGACCUGCCUGAAGCUGCUGGCCACCGCCCACAGCAGUGGUGUGAACCGGCGGACGCACAGCGGCGCCUCCCCGCUCUACCUGGCCUGCCAGGAGGGCCACCUGCACCUGGCCCAGUUCCUGGUGAAGGACCGCGGCGCCGACGUGCACCUGCGUGCCCUGGACGGCAUGAGCGCGCUCCACGCCGCCGCCGCCCGCGGCCACUACUCGCUGGUCGUCUGGCUGGUCACCUUCACGGACAUCAGCCUGGCGGCGCGGGACCGCGAGGGGGCGACCGCCCUGCACUACGCGGCGCGGGGCGGCCACGCACCCGUUCUCGAGCGGCUCCUGCUGAUGGGCGCCCCCGUGGUGACGGACGCGUGGGGCGCGACGCCUCUCCACGACGCGGCGGAGAACGGGCACAUGGAGUGCUGCCGGACGCUGGUCUCCUACCACGUGGACCCCUCGCUGCGGGACGAGGACGGCUGCACGGCGGCGGACCUGGCGGAGCACCGCGGCCACGGGGAUUGCGCCCGCUACCUGCGGGAGGCCGCCCUGCGGGCGCCGCUCCUGAUGACGCCCCCGCCGCCGCCCUUCCCCCCUCCUCCGCUGUCAGCUGCGAGGUGCUCCCUGGAGGAUGGAAGAAGAGGGGGUUCAGGGCUCGGGAGCCCCACCUCCUCUCCCAGCCCAGACUGGCCUGGCCAGCGUGAGCAGCCUCUCCCGAGGGAGCAGAUCACCCGCGAAGCCCCCCCGAGCGCCACCUCCAGUGCCGAGGCCAUCCCCACGGGCACGGAGCCGGCGACCGAGGAGCCCCGGAGCGGCCUGGCCGCGCUGCAGCUGCACGGGCUGCCCUCGGGCGACCUCGACGGGCUGGUGCCCACGCAGGACGAGCGCGGUCGGCCCAUCCCCGAGUGGAAGCGGCAGGUGAUGGUGCGGCAGCUGCAGGCGCGCCUGGGAGCGGCCCCGGCCCUGGAGGUCCAGGAUGGCAGCGUGGGCGCGGGCCCCGCGGAGCAGGCGGCCUGGCGCUACUCACAGACCCACCAGGCCAUCCUGGGCCCCUUCGGGGAGCUGCUGACCGAGGACGACCUGGAGCACCUGGAGAGGCAGAUCGGGGAGCUGCAGCUGCGGCGCCGCUGCCAGGAGUAUGAGAGCGAGCUGGGCCGGCUGGCGGCCGAGCUGCAGGCCCUGCUGCCCGCGCCCCUCGUCAGUAUCACUGUCAACAGCCACUUCCUGCCCCAGGCGCCUGCGCUGGGGGGGCUGGAGGCCCCCACAGCCACACCCCAGGGCUCCGAGGGGGCCCCACAGUCCGCCCCCGGUGGGCAGCCCCUGCCCUUCUGGUGCAGCCACACGGCCCGGCUGGUGCGCAGCCUGAGCCUGCUGCUCAAGGCCAUGAACGGGCUGGUGCAGGGCACAGAUGAGCCGGCCGCCCGGGUCCCCCAAGAGGCCUCCAGGGAGGCCCCCGCCGGGCCCCCGGGGAGCACGGCCCAGCGUGAGAUCCAGGAGUGUGGGGUGUCCGUGCAGACGCUGCGUGGCAACUUCGAGUCCGCCCCCUGCUUGUCCUGUGCCCCCGGCUCCUGUGUGCUGGGGGCCCGGCCCGGGCAGUACCCGAGAGGAUGCUGCCUGGCCCCUCCGCAGCCCCGUGGAAACCCCGUCGGAGGGGACCCUGGGCUGGGCCACGCGGAGGAGGCCAGCGACUUGGGCAUCAGCUUCGAGGAGGUCCCGUCCGAGGCAGGCCCAGGCCCCGACCUGGCCAGCCCACGCAAGGAGCGGGCCGUCACACUCUUCCUCAGCCACUGGAAGAGGGCGGCCUACGCCCCGGCCCUCUGGACGGCGGCCUGCAGGACCCUGGCGGCCCACCGGGCAGGCCCGCAUGGCCAGGAGCCUGCCGGGGGCCCGGGGCUGGGCCACCUGUGGCAGCAGCACAGCGUCAUCGCGCACCUGCUGGGCAGCUGGAAGGCUGUCAUGGCCCGCGUGCCGGCCCGGCGGCUGCAGCGGCUGAACCGCCGCCCCCCCGGCCUGCUCUCCCCGGAGCAGUUCUUGCCCCGUGUGGACGGGGCGCCUGCACCCUACGGCAGCCUCUCGCUGGGCCUCUUCAUGCUGGGCUACUUCCAGCUCCUGGAGUGCGACCUGCCGGCCGAGGAGCGCCGGACGCGCCACCUGCUGUGCUUCGAGGUCUUCGAGCACCUGGGCGCCCACGGCUGGGAGGCCGCGCGGGCCUUCCACAAGGCGGUGACCGACGAGGUGGCCGCCGGCCGCCGCUCCUGGUCUGACGGCUUCGAGGACAUCAAAGCCCGCUUCUUCGGCGCUAGCCGUGGUCCCGCCUGGGACACGGAGCCCGGCCGCAAGCCAGGCCUGACCCUGCCCGGGCCCCCGGCCCACACCACCGGCCCCGGCAGCGGCCCCGAGCCCCCCGCCCUGCGGCUGGGGUCCAGCUCCCCGCCCGGCAGCUUCAACAGCGAGGACAUCUGUGGCUACAUCGACCGGAGCUUCGCCUUCUGGAAGGAGAAAGAAGCCGAGAUGUUCAGCUCGGGAGAGUGAGGCGGGCGCGG